Messenger RNA from Lonchura striata (white-rumped munia), 3716 nucleotides. It is a transcript of the gene KBTBD2, whose product is annotated as kelch repeat and BTB domain containing 2. Lineage: Eukaryota; Metazoa; Chordata; Aves; Passeriformes; Estrildidae. The record is from RefSeq and is a predicted model, not a curated record. Gene Ontology annotation, molecular function: protein binding.
CAACGGCAGCAGCGCCUGCGCGCCCAGGGGCCGCCGCCGCCUCCGCAGCCCGGGAGAGAGACGGGAUCCGCCGCCGCAUCCUCUUCCUCCCCCACCGCUUCCCCGCGGGCGCCCGCGGUCGGGACGGCCGGGCGCGAGAGGAAGCGGCGGUCGGAGCGCUCGGAGGGACGCGCGUGUGAAGUCUCGGAGAGCAGCAGUGUAGCGGCAUUGCCCUUCCUUGUAGCUGUCCCUACUGAUCCGUCUGGUUGUGCAUACGUACACUAUGGAUACCUGCAGUGACCAGGCGUGGGCUGCCGUGCUCUCAGUCAAGUGCAGCCACUGAUCACGAGAUGUUACCACAAAAUCUACCUCAGACUUCACUUUUGUUCAUUCAGUUGCUGCAUCAUAGAUCUCAACGGGAGCUCUGCAGACACUCUUGAAAGUCUCUGAACAGAUUGGGACAUCAAGUCAAAGCGUGAUGACCUAAUAGGAGGUCAAAGUCUGAAGCAUUGAUUCAGCAGUUCAAGAUAACACUCCCCUUUUUAUCAGUAUCACUUCUGAAGGCUACAGACCUCCUGCCAUUUCUUUCCUGGCUACUUCAGAAACACUCAACUGACCUUUCUUUGGUGAAGAGAUCUUGACUUUUCUCUCUGGUCCUGGAAAUAUUAAUGGAAUACAGUCAUGUCUACCCAGGACGAGAGGCAGAUAAAUACAGAGUAUGCUGUAUCCUUGCUGGAGCAGUUAAAAUUCUUUUAUGAACAGCAGUUGUUAACUGACAUAGUGUUGAUUGUUGAGGGCACUGAAUUUCCCUGCCAUAAGAUGGUUCUUGCAACAUGCAGCUCAUAUUUCAGAGCAAUGUUCAUGAGUGGGCUGAGCGAGAGCAAACAGACACACGUACACCUGAGGAAUGUGGAUGCAGCCACUCUGCAGAUCAUCAUCACUUAUGCAUACACGGGUAACCUGGCAAUAAGUGAGAGCACAGUAGAGCAGCUCUAUGAAACUGCCUGCUUCUUACAGGUAGAUGAUGUGUUACAACGAUGUAGAGAAUACUUAAUCAAAAAAAUUAAUGCAGAAAAUUGUGUGCGUCUAUUAAGUUUUGCUGAUCUCUUCAGCUGUGAAGAGUUAAAACAGAGUGCUAAAAGAAUGGUGGAGCACAAGUUCACAGCUGUGUACCACCAGGAGGCUUUCAUGCAACUGUCACAUGAUCUACUGAUAGAUAUUUUAAGCAGUGACAAUUUAAAUGUGGAAAAGGAGGAGACAGUGCGUGAGGCUGCUAUGUUAUGGCUGGAGUACAACACGGAAUCACGUUCGCAGUAUUUGUCCUCUGUUCUUAGCCAAAUCCGGAUCGAUGCACUUUCAGAAGUAACACAGAGAGCCUGGUUUCAAGGCUUGCCACCUAAUGAUAAAUCAGUGGUGGUGCAAGGUCUGUACAAAUCGAUGCCCAAAUUUUUCAAGCCCAGACUUGGCAUGACAAAAGAGGAGAUGAUGAUAUUCAUUGAAGCUGCUGCUGAAAACCCUGGUAGUCUUUACUCUUCUGUCUGUUACAGCCCACAGGCAGAGAAAGUUUACAAACUCUGCAACCCUCCUGUUGACUUGCAUAAGGUUGGGACACUGGUAACCCCUGAUAACGACAUCUAUAUAGCAGGUGGGCAAGUUCCUCUCAAGAACACAAAAACCAAUCACAGUAAAAGCAGCAAACUCCAGGCUGUCUUCAGAACUGUGAAUUGCUUUUACUGGUUUGAUGCGCAGCAGAACACUUGGUUCCCCAAGACGCCGAUGCUCUUUGCACGCAUCAAGCCGUCCCUGGUGUGCUGUGAAGGAUACAUCUAUGCAAUCGGCGGGGACAGCGUCGGCGGGGAGCUCAACAGGAGGACCGUGGAGAGGUACGACACCGAGAAGGACGAGUGGACCAUGGUCAGCCCCCUGCCCUGCGCGUGGCAGUGGAGCACUGCCGUGGCGGUUCACAACUGCAUCUACGUCAUGGCACACAACUUGAUGUACUGCUACUUCCCCCGCUCGGACGCCUGGGUGGAGAUGGCAAUGCGACAAACAAGCAGAUGUUUCGCCUCAGCUGCUGCUUUUGGUGAUAAGAUAUUCUAUAUCGGAGGACUGCAUAUUGCCAGCAAUUCUGGGAUAAGGCUCCCCAGCAGUACUGUGGAUGGGUCUUCUGUAACAGUGGAGAUCUAUGACGUGAAUAAAAACGAAUGGAGGAUGGCAGCCAACAUCCCUGCCAAGCGCUAUUCCGACCCAUGCGUCAGGGCUGUUGUCAUCUCUAAUUCCUUAUGUGUCUUUAUACGAGAGACCCACAUGAACGAGAGAGCCAAGUAUGCCACCUAUCAGUAUGACCUGGAACUCGACCGCUGGUUCCUGAGACAGCACAUAUCGGAACGCGUGCUGUGGGACUUAGGGAAAGACUUCCGGUGCACUGUAGGAAAGCUGUAUCCAUCUUGCCUUGAAGAGUCCCCAUGGAAACCUCCAACGUAUCUCUUCUCACCAGAUGGAGCUGAUGAAUUUGAGCUGGAUGGGGAGAUGGUUACUUUACCACCUGUAUAGCUCCCAGAUUAGACUGCACAACUGAGUCUGUGCUCCGUUAUAAUAAAAGAAAUAAAUGGCUGUGAAAGAACAGGUCUGGGGACAGAAAUCUCAGAGCUGUCUUUCAUGAGUUGUAUUUUUAUGCCCUACCUAACACUUGCCGCCAUUCAGUAUGAAUUAGUGAAAUGAGCAGGUAUGCUUCCAUAAUCUCAAAUACUAUUAUCAGAUAAUUGAGAAAAAUAUAUGUAUAUCAUGAGCUUGAGCAUCUGACUUGUCUAAAAGAAUUCUAGUUCUAUAAAGUCUCAGUUCAGGAAAAUUAGCUUAAGAAAAAAAGUAGUUAUUGUUUCCAGGAUGAUAUUACAACUCUUUUGAAAGUAUCUUCCAGUUACAUUUUAACUACUUCUGGAUAUUCUACUUAAGUGCUAGUUAUAUAACUGUCAGCGUGGCCUAAUUAAAGGACUGUGCUGCACUUACUAAAUACUAAUAUCUAUGUUGGUAUAGUAAUGCCAUUAAAAAAGAAAAAGAAACAAAUCCCAUGGAUCUACACCUGUGGUAGGAAGGGUAGAUCUUCCAUUGUAUGGUAACAUGCUGGGCAAAAUGACUGCAGGUUCAGUCAAGCUGUAUGAUGAGGUGCAUGUAUUCUAUUUUCACUAACUUAUACCUGUCUAUUUAGAAUACAGGUCUUCCAAGCAGCUGGUAGAUUACCAGGUGUGGACUUAAGUUGCUGGGCUUGCAAUAGGAAUUGCCAGCCCUCAUAGUGCGGGUCUAUGUGGGGCUUUAAUCAGUAAAUGCCUCCACAUUCUGUAUUACAGUAACAUUGGCUCAUGUAUAUUACUUCCUGCUGCUGAUGUAUUUUUCCAUUGUAAAACGAAGUUUUAGUGUGGAUUAACCAGGUCUUUAUUUUCUGUUAAUUUAAUAACAAGCAUUACUGUAGUGUGAUUGUGUAUAGAUAUCCCUUAGCUGUCAGGUUUUUUACUUUUGGGGGGGAAGCAAACUUCAGGAAUAUCCUGUGCUGUGUGUGCAGGAGAGCAGAUGCCUAGUGCUGCUCUGGCAUUAAUCCCAGGAACCACUAGCAGUAGCGGGGUGCCGCCAACUUAACAUGAACACAGGUGCUUCAUGACAAACCUUACUAGCAUGUUCAGCUGCAUCAUGUUCUGGCACUGUAUUUUGAAUGACGUUAAUUUAUUAAAAAAUACUGAAUCCAA